CGUUAGGAUGGGAAUCGGGAUAGAGGAGGAGGGGAGGAGGGGAGGAGGAGGUUGGGAUAGGAGAGAGAGAGGCGAUGGAGGUAGUGGAAGUUGGGAUGGGAGUCGGGAGAGGUCGGGAUGGGAGUCAGGAUACGGAAGAAAGAGAGGCGAUAGAGGGAGACGUAAGCGAAGGAAAGAAAGGGGCGAGAAGUCGGGAUGGGGAGGGGGAGAGGUCGGGAUGGGAGUCAGAAGGAGGGAGACGUUGGGAUCCGAGUCGGGAUAGAGGAGGAGGGCAGGAAAGAAGGAAAGGGGAGAGGGAGAGGCGAUGGAGGGAGAUGUCACGGGAGAGGUUGGGAUGGAAGUCGGGGAUGGAGGGAGAAGUAAGCGAAGGAAGGAAAACGGGGAGAGGUCGAGAUGGGAAGGGGGAGAGGUCAGGAUGGGAGUCGGGAGGAGAAAGGUCGGGAUGGACGGAUAGAGUAGGUCGGAGGCGAUGGAUGGGAAGGGGGAGAGGUCGGGAUGGGAGUCGGGAUAGACAAGGGGGAAGGAAAGGGGGGAGAUGUCGGGAUGGGGAGGGGGAGUCGGGAGGAGGGAGGGGGAGGGGGGAGGGAUCUAGGGAGGGAGACGUUGGCAUCGGAGGAGGGAUAGAGGAGGAGGGCAGGAAAGAAGGAAAGGCGGAAGAGGUUGGGAUGGAAGUCGGGAUAAUGGAGAGGGAACGACGAAAAGGCCACUCAGGACAGAGGAGGGAGAAGGGAUCUAGCGCAAAGAAAGAGGAGGGCGGAAAGGUCAGGAUGGGAAUCGGGAUAGAGAAGGGGGAAGGAGAGAUAGGGGAGGUCGGAGGCGAUGGAUGGGAAGGGGGAGAGGUUGGUAUGGAAGUCGGGAAAGACAAGGGGGAAGGAGGGAUAGGGGAGGUCGGCGACGGAAGGGGAGGAGGGAGAAACCAUGCGAGGAUAGAGGAGGGGGGCGGGAAAGAAGGGGAGCCGAGAGAGAUGCGAUGGGGGUUGGGAUACGGGAGAGGGAGAGGCGAUGGAAGGGAGAGAGGUCGGGAUGGGAGUCGAGAUACGGGAGGGUUUGUUUUGUUUUGUUUUGUUUUUUGCCGCGUGGCAUCCGACGGAGAGGAGGAGGAGCGAAGAGAGAUCUAUGGAGAAAGAGUUCGGGAUAGGGGAGAAGCAAUAGAAGGAACAGCAACGACGGCAGAGAAAAGAGGAGAGGGCAACCUGUCCUCCCUUCUCACAGUCUCUGCUCUUCUCGCCGCGGCUCCUCCCUUCUCGCCACGGGCGGGCAACCUGUCCUCCCUUCUCACAGUCUCUGCUCUUCUCGCCGCGGCUCCUCCCUUCUCGCCGCGGCUCCUCCCUUCUCGCCGCGGGCGGAGCCGCGGCGGGUCAACUUGUUUAUAUUAAUUUCAAUAGCACUGAGGGGCGGGAAUGGUAUGGACCCUGCAGUGCUUCCAGAUCCACCAUAUGCCAUCCUUGGAUGGAUCUUUCCCUGCAACCCCGCCUUCGUGGCAAUGCGGCUUGAUCAUAGCGGAAGUGUGCUUGCUACUUGUCAUUGACCUGUACACAGGGAAAACCGUUGAGCAAGCCAGGAAAUCGGCCUCAUCCAACAUCCUCUCUGGAGAACACCCCCUUUCCACCCCUCCCGCCCCCCUGGACGCCCCCAACACCGCAUGAAAGUACAACAAAAAGGGAGAGGAAAAAAGCGACUAUUUGCCUUUUCGAG
Messenger RNA from Chara braunii, 1695 nucleotides. The record is from the annotation of a GenBank genome assembly. NCBI's taxonomy places the organism in Eukaryota, Viridiplantae, Streptophyta, Charophyceae, Charales, Characeae.